GAAGGUUUCAUAGAAUUUUGUAUAUUUGCAUAAAAAGGGUGUGAUGUUUGGGUAGUUAUUUACACUCCUGAAAUCCCUACUGACAUAUCUUCUCCAGAUCCCACGUUUAAUUCACGGGUACCACCACAUCUCUCGACCGUUUACAAAUCUAUGGUGAAUAAUGGAGAAGGAAGCAAAGAAGGAAGCUUUUAGGAAGUACUUAGAGUCUAGUGGUGUUCUGGAUGCUUUGACUAAAGUUCUUGUGGCUUUAUAUGAACAGAAUGACAAGCCUUCCUCAGCUGUUGAGUUUGUGCAGCAAAAAUUAGGUGGUCCUAGCUUGUCCGAGUAUGAAAAGCUACAAGCUGAGAUGUCUGAUUUGCAAACUCGAUACAAUGAGCUUAUGGCAGUUCACCAAGAAACAUGUAACCAGCUUGAGGCUUUGAAAAACACCGAAAGAGAGGCAUCAUCGAAGGAGAAUGUUGAAGGUGAAGAUCCAACACAAAAUUUAUGAUAAAAUACCAAGAAAUGAGAUAUGAUAUGAAGACUCUACAUACCCAAAACUGAUUACUAUACUCCUUAUUUUAUUUUUAGUAAUACAUAUUUUCCAGCUUUCUUUUAUCUUUUUCUUGUUUUUGUUUCUUUCGGAUAUCUAGACUUGUGCAUUAACAUUGUAAGGAAAACCAUGAUGGUGGUUAUUUAGGUUAAUUUUCC
This is a messenger RNA of Cynara cardunculus var. scolymus (artichoke), 690 nucleotides long. Its product is annotated as c-Myc-binding protein homolog. Gene Ontology annotation, molecular function: transcription coactivator activity. NCBI's taxonomy places the organism in Eukaryota, Viridiplantae, Streptophyta, Magnoliopsida, Asterales, Asteraceae. Gene Ontology annotation, cellular component: nucleus. The record is from RefSeq and is a predicted model, not a curated record. Gene Ontology annotation, biological process: regulation of DNA-templated transcription. The transcript has 5 exons. The coding region runs from base 161 to 490 and encodes 109 amino acids.